Penicillium paradoxum is the source of this 2166-nucleotide messenger RNA. Its product is annotated as putative topoisomerase family protein TRF4. Gene Ontology annotation, cellular component: nucleolus; TRAMP complex. The record is from RefSeq and is a predicted model, not a curated record. Gene Ontology annotation, biological process: RNA 3'-end processing. The transcript is spliced from 3 exons. NCBI's taxonomy places the organism in Eukaryota, Fungi, Ascomycota, Eurotiomycetes, Eurotiales, Aspergillaceae. Bases 1 to 2166 code for a protein of 721 amino acids. Gene Ontology annotation, molecular function: mRNA binding; poly(A) RNA polymerase activity.
AUGCCUCCGCCAGCUCCAUUCCAGUUCAGAGGAAACUCAAACUACCGUGGCUCGCGUCCAAAACACGAGUUCACUUUCCGAUACCAGAAACCUGCCACCUCGGAUCGACCGUUGCUAUCGACGAAGAUGGAAAGCGCACCGGAAUUGCUUCAGGGAGACACAAUGCCUGGAUUCAAAUUUGCAUCACUUGCCAGCUUGAGCGACAGCGAAGAGGCAGAAAUGGAUAUGUCUGAUGACUCCGACGACCGACCGCGCAAGAAACGCGUGCUGGGUGUCGAUGGGUCCCAAGACACUAUACCAACUCCCUCUCCUGUUCCGAAAUGGUCGAACCCCGAUCCAUACACCGCACUGCCGCCUCCGUCUGAAACCACAAAUAAAAGGAUUGAUGUUGUCAAACUGAUUCGCAAAGCGAGACUUGAUAUCACCCAAAAGGUGGAUGAGACAGAUGCAGUCAAGCAGAACUCAGACUUCAUUUCUCUCGGCAUGGAACCUGAACCGGAAACCGCCCAGACCAAGGCUCCCGAGAAUGCCCCCAGAGGACCAAAGGCCCAGGAAACUAUCGAUCCCGCUAUCACGAGUCGCAAGCGAACCCGUGACGAUGAAAUUAAAGGUUACUCUAGAAAGACCGGCAAGCCCGCCAGCAGGUACAGCUACGAUGGUUCAGUCAUCGAUCAAUGGAGAGCAUUAUCUCAUGAGACAGGCACACCAUGGUUCGAGAGCACACCAGCUGCCCUGCAUGUGGGAACCCAGCUGCAUAAUGAGAUUCUCAGCUUCUAUAACUGGGCCAAGCCACAGGAAUUCGAACACAUCGUCCGCGCAGAUCUUGUCAACCGCUUGGAGACUGCAUUCCGAAACCGAUACAAUGGUAUUAAAAUCAAGGCCUUUGGGUCUUUCGCCUCGGGUCUCUAUCUUCCCACGGCUGAUAUUGAUCUGGUGCUGCUUUCCCAUACAUUCCUACACAGGAAGAUUCGAACGUUCGGAGAGAGAAAGGGUCAAAUCUAUGCCUUUUCGGCUUUCGUCAAGAGCUUGAACAUUGCUGUCCCCAACUCCAUCGAGUGCAUUGCAUCCGCCCGCGUGCCAAUUCUCAAGUGGGUGGACAAGCUAACUGGACUACGAGUGGAUCUGUCUUUCGACAAUGACAGUGGCUUGCUUGCCAACGACACAUUCCAGAUGUGGAAAGCCCAGUUUCCAGAGCUGCCGGUCAUUCUGGCGGUGAUCAAGCAGUUCUUACUGAUCCGUGGGCUCAAUGAAGUUCCGACUGGUGGACUAGGAGGUUUUUCCAUCACCUGUUUGGUCACAAAUAUUCUGCAACACAUGCCCCACGGCAAUGUCCAGCCCAACCUAGGAACCAUUUUGCUGAAUUUCCUCAAUUUCUUCGGAAAUAAAUUCAGCUAUGACAAAAUGGCAAUCAGGAUGGACCCACCUGGCUAUUUCAGCAAGUACUAUUUCGGAAAUCCCGAUCGUCUCACAAUCGAAGAUCCCAAUAACCGUGAUAACGACAUUUCAGGUGGCACGAAGGAAAUUCAAUUGAUCUUCCGGACAUUUUCAAAGGCGUUCGAUACUCUGAAGAAUCGCAUGGAAUAUCUUGCCCUUGUCCAAGGACCGAACAAGAGCAUUCUCGGACCCAUCAUUGGGGCGAACUUUGACGAAUAUCUUGAACAACGCUUCCAACUACGUCAGGUGUUUAUGACCGAACAGAGAUUCGCUUCUUACAGGGUGCCUCCGCCGCCUCCGCCUCCGCCCGCAGGACCUCCUCCGGCCGAUGAAGCCUGUCCGCCUCCCCCGCCGCUGCCUGCUGGACCCCCUCCUUUUGACGGGACCAGCUCUCCUUCCUCCUCAGCGUCCGCGGAUACCCAGCCCCCUAAAAAGCGCGCCAAAAAGACCAAAUCUAAGUCGACGGGCACUAAAUCUGAACCAGUUGACAUUUCUUCUGAUGAAUCACCGGAACAGGGAGAAACAAAGGCAGCUAAAGCUCGAAAGGGUGAGGCAAGGCGUAUCAUGUGUCAGGAACGUGCUGCCAGACUUAAACGCCUGAGGCCCGAUCUCAAGAAAAUCCCCAAUACCCUCAGUCUUAGACAAGCCCGCCGUCAUGCAGGCUACGAGACCGAUGCGGAGAUGAACGCGGAUCUGGAUGCCAGAGAGAAAAGGCUUCUCGCCUCUGGUUAA